CAGGAAAUUGUGCAAACUGUAUGGCCCCAUUUUUUCUUAUGAGCGUUAGCCAAUAAUACGCACAUCAUGCAUCACUUCCUCAGCAUGCUUCAGGAAAGACCACAUAUGAGCAGUUUUGGUUUUUGGAGUGUCAGUGUGCAGUGGAGAGAUACAGACUGGAUAUUCUUCUGUUCUAAAAUCAGCUCCACCCAGUGCCUCUGCUCCUCACUAAUACUGAGACAUGAUUGGAGCAGAGAGAUUCAUCCUCAUUGGCUGCCUGCUGCAAGGAGCCUUGGGCAGCGAUUGGGCAGUCUGGAUGCCUCAGAGUAUUGAAGCUCUGAUUGGAUCCUGUGUCCUGAUUCCCUGCAGAUUUGAGAUCCCAUCUGAAUUUAACUCAGAUCUAUUAGAGGAUCCAUCUUCAGUUAAUGGAAAAUGGAAAAAAGAUGAAACUAUAGUGUUUGAUUCCAGCAGCCAAUCUGCAUCUUCUCUGCAUGGAAAGAUCACUGGAGGCCUGAUUCAGAAAAACUGCACUACAGUCCUGGAGAACCUUCCAAAGAAUUAUUCUCAUGGUCGUUAUAAAUUCAGAUUAGAAUGCAACAAUAGACUCAAAUGGAAUUUUGAACAAAGUGUUCAAAUUAAUAUCACAGGCUCUCCACCCAAACCCAAGUUCACCCCAGAGAGGGUGGAGGUGAUGGAGGGGACCUCUGUGAGCUUGAGCUGCUCUGCUGCAGCCCCCUGUCCCAAACUCCCCCCAAAUCUGACAUGGACCCCCAGGCUGAAUGACAGUGUGGAUCGCCUGCAAGAGAAUGAGGAUCGAACCAAAUUUGUGUCUUCUGUUCUGACCUUCACUGCUUCCCACCUCCACCACUGGCAGAAGAUCAUCUGCAGGGCACUUUACACACUGCAAAAACGAGACACUCAGAGGACGUCUAAGGCCAGUAUGAUUCUCAAAGUUCGAUAUGCUCCUAAGAACACGUCAGUGUCAGUCAGUCCCUCUGGUUCAGUGUUAGAGGGCAGCUCUGUGACUCUGACCUGCAGCAGUAAUGCCAACCCAGCAGUGCAGAACUACACCUGGUAUAAAUUGAAUGGGACAGAGAUGAACACUGUAGGAACUGGACAGAAUCUCACCUUCAAUGUGACUGAGUCCAGUGGCACUGAACAGUACUACUGUGAAGCACAGAAUGAACAUGCAAAAGAUAAAUCAAAAACUGUACAACUGGCACUUGAUUAUCCUCCUAAGAACACCUCAGUGUCAGUCAGCCCCUCUGGUUCAGUGUUAGAGGGCAGCUCUGUGACUCUGACCUGCAGCAGUAAUGCCAACCCAGCAGUGCAGAACUACACCUGGUAUAAAGUGAAUGGGACAGAGAUGAACACUGUAGGAACUGGACAGAAUCUCACCUUCAAUGUGACUGAGUCCAGUGGCAGUGAACAGUACUACUGUGAACCACAGAAUGAACAUGGCAAGGAGAACUCAACAACUGUACGGCUGAAUGUGAUAUACAUGCCUCAGAUCUCUGGCUCUGGGAGCUGCAGCAGAACUGCAGCAGAGAUCAGCUGCUCCUGUGAGAGCCGUGGGAAUCCCUCUCCCAGCAUGGAGUGGCGUGUGUCUGGACUGCGGGUCACUAACUCUACUGACAGAGUCAUCAGGGAGGAGCAGCUGGGGAACACAGGCCUGAGGAGCUCCCUCACCAUGCGCCAAUCACAGGGAGACAUGCCCACUCUCAUCUGCAUCAGCACCAACACUCUUGGCUCCUCCAGCCUCCAGCUCCACCUCCCGUCUCCACAGCAACACUCAGAUUUUGGCAUUAUCUCACUGCUGAUUGCUGCAGCUACCGGUGCUGGUGCCACGAUGAUGAUAUGCCUCAUAAUGCAGCACAUUCUGAAGAAGAAGAGACACAGCCAGCGCUCUGGAAGUAGAAUGAAGGACAGCGAAGGGCUCAUACUGACAGAUGGGAAGGCCGCUCAAGAUGAGGAAUCGAUCCACGCCAACAAGACCAUGCUGUCGGGCGCAGGUGCGGUGGAAAAGGCGGACGAGGCCGCCCCGCACUAUGCCACCGUGGAUUUCUCCGAACUUCACGGCACAGGUGGGGAACACGGAACGGGCAUCGUCCGGGGCACUUCCAAACAGACGUCCGACUACGCCGUGAUCCGACACAAAUCCAGGGAAGAGAGAGAAGGAGGAGAGGAAGAAGGUGAGGAGGCAAAGGAGAAGGUGGAGAAGGAGGGCCAGGCUGAGCUGGGCACAGAGAGGGAGUGGGCCGAGGUGAGGGGCGAGAAGGAGGAGGAGUCUCGGCCAAAUCUGGGCCCACAGGCCUCCGUCAACCCUGAGCCCACGGAGGAGGCCACCUACGGGAACAUCUGCCCCUCCAGGCCCACUAAGAGGGCACGGCAGGGACUGCAGCAGCCGCCCGGGAACCCUGCUGCAGAGGAGGAGCAGGAGGAGCAGCGCCAGGAGGAGAACUCAGCAGGAGGCCAGGAGAACAUGUACGUGGAUGCCAUGAGCCCCCUGAUGGAGGGUAACGGAAAGGGAACAGAGGAGUGUGAGUACGCCGUGGUCAGGAAGCCAAAAUAAGUCACCAUGGAGAUAGGCCAACUCAUCACACCACGCUGCACUCUCAUAAUGCCAAGAUAUUGCUUUACAGCACGAUAUAUAACGUGCGUUAUGUUGCAGUACAGAUGUUACAUUACAGUGUCAUACUGGAGUACAGUAACUUAUGGGGUACCAAAUGCAGCAUAAAGCUAUUAUUUUACCAUGCAUUUUCUUCUGCAUUUAACUGAAAUAUCCCUAUUUCUCUCAGAUUUAAUGGAAAAAGUCUUACAUUUAUUGUCUUUAAAUUGACAGGUGUAAAUAUUUAAUGUGGUAUCCGAAAAUGAUAUAAAUGAGCUAAAUGUUUUAUUAAUAA
Molecule: messenger RNA, 2882 nt
Organism: Anguilla anguilla (European eel)
Lineage: Eukaryota; Metazoa; Chordata; Actinopteri; Anguilliformes; Anguillidae
Product: B-cell receptor CD22-like
Exons: 10
Coding region: 221-2551 (776 amino acids)
Source: RefSeq, a predicted model, not a curated record